CCCGCCUCUGCCGUGGGUGAUGGGCGUGAUGCGCUCGGUGGGCGGUGCGGGCCGGGGGUUUCGGGGAUGAAGGCCGUGCAGCAGCUGAUGAAAGUGUUUGUGACCCGCCGGAUUCCCAAAGAUGGGCUGCAGGUUCUGUCCGAGUCCGGGAUUUGCAAUAUUCAACAAUGGGACUCAGAUGAGCCGGUUCCUAGGGAAGAGUUGCUGAAGGGGAUUGCAGGGGCACAUGGCCUGUACUGUAUGUUAUCAGACAAAAUCGAUCAUGAGGUUUUACAAGCAGCAGGACCAAAUUUGAAAGUCAUCAGCACAUUGUCCGUUGGAUUCGACCACCUCGCUAUAGAUGAAAUUAAAAAGCGGGGAAUCCGAGUGGGUUACACCCCUGAUAUCCUGACUGAUGCCACUGCUGAACUCGCUGUGGCCUUACUCCUGGCAACAUCCCGUCGACUGAUGGAGGCAGCUGAGGAAGUGAAAAAUGGUGGAUGGACCACAUGGAAACCCCUUUGGAUGUGUGGCUAUGGACUGUCUGGAAGCACUGUGGGAAUCGUGGGCUUAGGAAGAAUAGGCCUUGCAAUUGCACAGCGUCUGAAGCCAUUUGGAGUGAAGAAAUUCCUCUACACUGGACGUCAGCCUAGGCCUGAAGCUGCUAGCCAGAUUCAGGGUGAAUAUGUACCCCUGAAUACGUUAGCUGAAGAAUCUGACUUCAUCGUCAUAUCAUGUUCCUUCAGUCCCCAAACAAAGGAUAUGUGUAAUGCUGACCUGUUUUCCAAGAUGAAGAAGACAGCAAUUUUUAUCAAUACCAGCAGAGGGGCUGUAGUGAACCAGGAUGAUCUUUAUCAUGCUCUCUCCAGUGGUCAGAUUGCUGCAGCAGGGUUAGAUGUAACGGUCCCUGAGCCAUUACCCACUGAUCACCCUCUGCUGUCACUGAAAAACUGUGUUAUACUGCCUCACAUUGGAAGUGCCACUUAUGCAACCAGAAACACCAUGUCUGUACUAACAGCAAACAACCUCCUGGCAGGGCUCAGAGGAGAGCAAAUGCCAAGUGAACUCAAACUCUAACUGGAUUCACAUGGUCUAACAUUUGCAUAUUUACUUAUUUCAGAAUUUCUGUUCAGACAAUGACUUUUAAGAGGGAUACACUUGGAAGUUAGCCUUAAAAGUUUGAGUUUCAAUGUUGUCUAAAAAUCAAAAAGUGAAAUGGGUGUUUUAUAAUCAAUUUAACUCAAGAUCAUUCAACUUACUAUCCAUGGCAAGUAUUAAUUCUCCAUCAUACAGUGAUUAAGUUAUUCAUCUGUGCACAAUCAAUGUGGAAGGUUUGAAGGGGUACUAUGUAUCUUCUUAUGACUUUCAGUCUGAUGAACUGCCAUAUUGUAAUUUAAUCAGUCUUCAUGCUACUCAGUUUCUGGUAAACAGUUGAUAUUCUUUUCCAACAAUUCUAUCUAAUAUCAUAUUACAGGUGGUUUCUUUAAUUGCAAGUCAGAGGACACAUUGACUAAACUAGAGAGAAGAAAAAUGAAAAUGUUGACUAUUUCAAAUAUAUAGUUUAGAUUGCAGCCCUAUGACAAUGGUAUUAAAGGGUGUUCAUACAUGAACAGAGCUAAAGUCAUCCAGAUUUCAUAGACCUAACCUAAUCUUCAACUUUCAGCAGUCUGGUCUGCUGCUGGUCACUCUUAUUUGAUUGCUCUCCAGUCUUGAAUUUUGCAUUACUUUGUUUAUAAAUUUCUAUUUACUUUGAAUUCACUUUUACAAUUUGGCUAUGUCUUCACAACAAUCAACCUCACGCCAUCCAUGAGCUUUUAAAGAGCUUAAUUUGUGUCUCAUGUCUUGAGAAUGAAUUAUGGUCAGAAAGUAUGUUUUUCAAAAUAUUGUAUAAACACUCCUAUCAACAUUGCUUACUUGGCAGACAUUUGUACCGGAAGCAUUAAGUCUGACAACAUUAAAAAAGUUGAAUCUGAAA
Stegostoma tigrinum is the source of this 1954-nucleotide messenger RNA. Its product is annotated as glyoxylate reductase/hydroxypyruvate reductase-like. The transcript is spliced from 9 exons. Gene Ontology annotation, cellular component: cytosol. The coding region runs from base 67 to 1056 and encodes 329 amino acids. Lineage: Eukaryota; Metazoa; Chordata; Chondrichthyes; Orectolobiformes; Stegostomatidae. The record is from RefSeq and is a predicted model, not a curated record. Gene Ontology annotation, molecular function: glyoxylate reductase (NADPH) activity; hydroxypyruvate reductase [NAD(P)H] activity; NAD binding.